CCAAAUGUCAGUUUGCAAUCGAACGUCGCUAUGGAAAGGCUUAGAUCAAAUUUAUACUCCUAGUGCUAGUUUAUUAUUAUUGUAACAACGUACCCAAACUACCAACGAUGAGACACAAGUAGAAUAAAAACGUGACAUUAUAUCUGUGAUAAAUCCCUUCAAAGACAGCUUAGAAUAUUAUACUUUCUCCACUUAAUUUGAAGUCACACGUAGUCGCGAAUUUCGCAAGUUGUUUUUGCGCUAGUAUACUUUCGGCAUAAGGGAAUAGUUAACGAUGGAGAACAGCAAUGAAGCUAGUACGAGCAAAUGCGAAAGUACUUCCAGGAAUCUACUGGAUCAGCCACAGUGUUUGGAGGUCAUAAAGCCGAGAAAAGAACCCUUUUGGGUUUUUGGCUACGGGUCGUUGUGCUGGAAUCCAGGAUUUGAAUAUAAGCAGAGUAUUACUGGUUACGUGAAGGGAUUUUCCAGAAGGUUUUGGCAAGGGAACACCACGCAUCGCGGGACUGACCUUAAGCCCGGUCGCGUUGCUACGCUAAUAGAGGACCAGGAAGGUAUCACCUGGGGCAAAGCAUUCCUAGUUGCCGCCGAUAACAAGGCUGCCCUGCCCUACCUCAGCACCAGGGAGUGCCAGCUCGGAGGCUACCGGACCUACACCGUCAACUUCCACGCGCGCCCAUCCUUCUUUCCCUCAAACUCCACAAGCGAGAAAAAAGACGCAGUUCUAUAUAUUGCAGUCCCGGAAAACCGGCACUGGCUUGGGGCUGCUCCUUUACCAGACAUCGCGAAACAAAUUCUCGAAUGUUCCGGAUCUUCCGGCUCCAAUACCGAAUACCUUUUGAGGCUAGCUGACUUCAUGAGGGAAGAGAUACCUGAAGCUUUAGACGACCAUCUGUUCUCAUUAGAGAGGCUCGUCAGAAAGUUUGCUGCCGAUAUGAAGAUUUGCUUAAGAACCUUGAUGGGAGGAGACCAGGUUGUGGAAAAUGUGGAGGUAUCGGAAGAGAAAGAAGCGACGGCGGUUGUCCCCAGCUACCAGUUCGCUUCGAGAAUUCCCGAGAAGAAGUUGCGUUGCGUGAACAUGUGAUGAGUGCGCGAUUGUAUUGUAUGGUAAUUAGGUAUGUUGCUUUAAGCUCAAACGAGUAUGUUAUGGAAUGAAUGAGGCGAUAAUGCCAAACAUAUGCGCGACUUUGCUUUGAAAAUGUAUGACAUGUUUGAACGGUGACGAAUGAUAAUACACUCUCUUUUUU
Messenger RNA from Cydia fagiglandana, 1244 nucleotides. RefSeq names its product putative glutathione-specific gamma-glutamylcyclotransferase 2. The record is from RefSeq and is a predicted model, not a curated record. Gene Ontology annotation, biological process: glutathione catabolic process. The transcript has 3 exons. Gene Ontology annotation, cellular component: cytoplasm. Bases 275 to 1081 code for a protein of 268 amino acids. Lineage: Eukaryota; Metazoa; Arthropoda; Insecta; Lepidoptera; Tortricidae. Gene Ontology annotation, molecular function: glutathione specific gamma-glutamylcyclotransferase activity; gamma-glutamylcyclotransferase activity.